GCGAAGAGGUGCUACGGCAUGGCCAAGUCCGCCUACAACAACUCGCAGCUCGAGAAGCGCGUCUAUGAGAGACGAAUGCAGAAGAGCCGCUUUCCACGACGCCAGCGACGCGGCUUCGACAUCUACGGGAUCUUCGCGGGCGAGUGCGGCAUCGCCCUGCAUGCCGCCGACCGCGCCAACGGCUGGGGCAUGCGAGCUCUCCAACCCGUGGACAAACUGUUCGGUCAGGACUUGAAGAAGCAGAAGGCCAGGAAGGAAGUGCUCGAUACGAUCGACAGGUGGCGGCCACGCUUGGUCAUCAUCCAGCUUCCGUGUACACUCUGGUCGCUGCUCAACCGCAACGUCAACUACAAGGAGAUGCCCGAGGUGCUGGAGGACCUACGCGAUGAGGAGCGGUGCUUCAUCACCUUCACGAAGGACAUCUUCGAUAAGCAUAAGGACUACGGCAAUCGCGCCCUGCUUGAGAAUCCCGCUACUGCCGACUCGUGGCGCGAGGAGGCAAUCGUCAAGCUCAGGCAGGACAACUACGAGUGCACCUCGAAUAUGUGCAUGUCCGGCAUGGUCGGCAACCAGGGACUCCCCAUGAAGAAGUUGGUUCGUUGGUUGGGUACGCAUCCACUUCUCAUUCAAGAGCUCGACCGACACUGCGACCACAGCCAUCCACAUGAAGAAGUGCAAGGAGGUGGACCUAAUGGCAACACCAAGCUCUCACAGGUCUACACCUGGCAGCUAGCAGACGCCAUCUGCCGAGGUCUCACCAGGGUCAUCGAGAGCGAGGAGUUCGGACACGGCAUCUACCUGUGCAGUUAUUACCCCGUCUCCUACGACGCUCCAGCCCCUACUGUGCACCACGUCUGCUAUUCGGCUCCCGACGUGGACGAAAUAAAGUGGAAGAACAUCAUGCAAUCGGUCGUCGAUGUCAUGAGUCGAAGGAACGCCCCCUCAGCUCAGGUGGCGCAGGACUCAGAGAUGUGGAGGCAGGUGUCCGAAUUGGUUCCCUGGCAGAUCCUGUGCAUGCAGGCCGCCUUCCAGCCGAAGGCGAAGCCUACGCACCACGAGAACGAUUUCAAGACCCAGUACGCUACGGUUUGUUCAUUAUCGGACGUGCUCCAGUCGGCGAAGUACCAGCACCACCUCGACCACCAGUCGAAGGCGAAUCACGACAGCCAGUACCAGUACCCGACGAACCACAGCCAGACGAACUUCAGCCUCAGCCUGUCCAACAACGGGCUGGCGACGAUGCACCAGAACUUGAGCCACCCGCUGCAGGCUGAUUUCACGAGGUUCCUGAACGCGAGCGACGCGAGCCAGAUUCCAUAUAUGGGUUCGUUCAAUGCUCGAGUUGGUUUGGAUUUCUUUUACCUACCUGAUUCUGCUCUUACGACACAUCAGUUCUUGGGAAUUUUGGAGAUGUCAGGUUUACUGAUGGUGGUGGUUCAUUGUCCGACUCGUGAUCCUACUCAGUUGCUGGAAAUUUUUAAUUUGGCUUGGUUAUCUUGGGCUGGUCAUCCAGAUCAUGUGGCGUGCGAUCGUGAUGGAGCUUUCCAGGCCGCUUUUGUUGAACAUCUUGAGGCCCACGACGUUCACGUCGAGAAGCCCCCAGCUGAAGCUCACUGGCCAUCAGGACGAGUCGAGGCUAACAUCACACUCUGGAAGCACAUGGCCAAGAAGGUGAUUGAUACGAUGCAGCUUGCCGGAGUUGAGGACAUGAAGCUGAUGGCGCCUGCGAUCAACCAGUCUCGCAAUUCUCGUGUCCGACAAUGCGGUGCUUCACCAUAUCAGUGGACUUUCGGUAAGGACCCGAGGAUCCCCGACAGCAUCACCGAUCCAGCUAACUCUGCCGUCGUACAUAGCGCCAUGACCGCAGAUGCCGAGCUUGCUAAAUGA
Prorocentrum cordatum is the source of this 1887-nucleotide messenger RNA. The record is from the annotation of a GenBank genome assembly. Lineage: Eukaryota; Dinophyceae; Prorocentrales; Prorocentraceae.